UCCCAUCACCGUUCGUCAGCUGUGGCAUGCCUGUAAAAGUUUGUUUGUAAACCUUGUCGAUAGCUGUGGACAAUUGGAAGAAACCAUGUGGCUCCAGCAGGUAGUUCUGAGGGGUGUCCAGGUUGUUGGCAGGAGGGGUGUGUGUUCUACAGUCAGUAAUGGGAAACUCCCGCUGCACUUCAACUACAUCAAUGGAGAAAGGGUAUCACCUCUGAACCCUGACCCCACACAGGUCAUGAAGGUGUUGGAACCUGCGACAGGAGAUCUACUGAUCGAGCUAGAGACAUCCGGCCCUGACGAGGUGAACAGAGCUGUCCAGUCUGCCAAGGAGGCCUUUACCGAGUGGAGUCAGCUGACAGGCCUGCAGAGGGGCCGGAUCAUGCAGAGGGCAGCACAGAUCAUCAAGGACAGACAGGAGGAGUUUGCGUACUGGGAGACCAGGGAUACGGGGAAGCCGAUCUACGAGGCCAGGAUGGACAUCUGGACAGCUAUAGAUGCUAUUGAGUACUUCUCUGGGCUAGCUCCUACAAUCGCAGGUCAACAUGUUCCCCUUGCCAAUGGUUCGUUUGCCUACACCAAGAAAGAGCCCCUGGGUGUGUGUGCCGGGAUAGGGGCAUGGAACUAUCCUAUACAGAUGGCAGGGUGGAAGUCAGCGCCGGCACUGGCAUGUGGCAAUACGUUUGUUUUCAAGCCAUCCCAGUUCACCCCCAUCACAGCAGUGAUGUUAGGAGAGGUGUACACAGAGGCAGGACUGCCCCAUGGCUGCUAUAAUGUAGUACAGGGUGCAGGGGAGACGGGGACACUGCUGUGUGAACAUCCUGAUGUAGCCAAGGUCUCCUUCACUGGCAGUGUGCCCACAGGCUCAAAGGUGAUGGCAGCUGCAGCAGGUGGCAUUAAGACGGUGACGUUAGAACUGGGAGGGAAGUCUCCUCUCAUCGUGUUUGCUGAUGCUAACCUGGACAACGCUGUGGGCGGGGCCAUGCUGGGCAACUUCCUGUCUCAGGGAGAGGUGUGUUCCAACGCGACCCGUGUGUUUGUGGAGAACUCGGUGAUGGACCAGUUCCUGGCCAAGCUGGUGGAGCGCACCGGGAGGAUGAAGGUCGGUGACCCCAUGGAUGACGACACGCGCGUGGGCGCCAUGAUUCACCAGGACCAGGCAGACAAGGUCAUGACCUACCUGGAUGGAGCCAAGAAGGAGGGUGCAGUAGUAGCCUGUGGAGGUGAGUUGGUGACCCCGGAUGACCCCAGGCUGAAGGGUUGCUACAUCUCGCCCUGUGUUCUCACCAACUGCCACGACAACAUGACCGUGGUGCGGGAGGAGGUGUUUGGCCCCGUGGUCUCCAUCCUGGGGUUCGACACGGAGGAGGAGGUCGUACAGAGGGCAAACAACACAGAGUUUGGACUCGCGGGGGGAGUUUUUACAAAUGACUUGACGAGAGCUCACCGCGUGAUCGCCCAGAUGCAGGCUGGGACAUGUUACAUCAACAACUUCAACAUCAUUGACGUGGCCGUGCCGUUCGGCGGAUUUAAGAAGUCCGGCCUGGGCAGGGAGAACGGGCUAGUUACUGUAGAGUACUACACUCAGGUCAAGACUGUGUAUGUGGAGAUGGGAGAUGUAGAUGCUCCAUUUUAAGAGAAUGACUUUUCUUCCACAGACAACAUUCUAUCUCUUUUCAUACAUUUUGGAAAGGGUCCAAUACGUUAACACCAAAUCCCUGUGACUUUCGCAAAUUUUUGUGCUGAGCAUCACUUCAAAACAUUUGCUCACUAUUAAAUUGCAGAUCAUUCAUGCAUAAUACUAGGACUUGUUUUCUUGGCACUGUCACAAUCACACCAGGACUGGAAAAACUUCUGAGAGAUGUACUUAUCAUUGCUUGCAGGAAUUGGUAGUAAAGACAGUCAAGUUUUGAACAAGAUUAUACGCAGUGAUGGGGAGUUUUGGGGAAAGAAUAAGUCUGUGAAGACUUUAAAACUCUAAGGAGAUUGAAAUGUACCAGUGUGUCAUUGUUUUAGAAUGGCAGACAAUUGAUUGUUAAAGUCCGCACUGAAUGACAAGUUUUAAGGAAACAACAACAUGAGACAUAAUCUUUCAAUGGCUUGAUGAUUGUUUGUAAAGCACAGAAGAGAAAAUCUUUGUGGUGAUAAGAAAUUACAGCCUUUCUCCUGUAAAUCAUGACCAGAAAUUAUUGCAGAUCACCUUGCAAAAUGAUUAGCAAUAUCUGAGUUGUAUAAUGUUAUGUUGCCAACCUGUAGUAUAGGAAAAUUAUACCCUGGUAGUCAACAUUCAGGGACUGUGUGAAAUUAAAGAAUAUCAGAGGUCA
This is a messenger RNA of Branchiostoma floridae (Florida lancelet), 2321 nucleotides long. Its product is annotated as 4-trimethylaminobutyraldehyde dehydrogenase-like. Bases 86 to 1633 code for a protein of 515 amino acids. The transcript is spliced from 9 exons. Lineage: Eukaryota; Metazoa; Chordata; Leptocardii; Amphioxiformes; Branchiostomatidae. The record is from RefSeq and is a predicted model, not a curated record. Gene Ontology annotation, molecular function: 4-trimethylammoniobutyraldehyde dehydrogenase (NAD+) activity; aminobutyraldehyde dehydrogenase (NAD+) activity.